CAAGUUUUAUUAAGUUUUACUUUGACAGUAUACCUGGCUCAUUGUAGCCAAAUUGACUACAUAAAUAGUCUGGGUACCACAUGGAAGGCUGGUAAAAACUUUGAAAAAGGGUUUGAACCGGCACUGGGUCUGGCACCCGGUUAUAAGCCACUAACACCAAGCUCAGACAUUACUUAUAAUAUUGCCGAUGAGGAAAUACCAGAAAACUUUGAUCCCCGGGUGCAAUGGCCCGACUGUUACACCGUUAAGGAAAUUAGAAAUCAAGGGUGUUGUGGAUCGUGUUGGGCAUUUUCUACAUCCGAAGUCAUAUCCGACCGCAUAUGCAUCGCAUCCAAAAACAAACAACAGGUAGAGGUCUCUGCCGAAGAUGUCCUAACAUGCAGUGGGGCCGGUGGUUGCGGAGGUGGUUGGCCUAGUAGUGUGUUCAACUACUACAUCAAAUCAGGUGUUAUUAGCGGUGGUCUAGUGAACAGUCAUAAGGGUUGUCAGCCCUACACCAUAAUCGGUGACCAUCCGUGCGCUUCGUACGUACCGACCCCUAAGUGUCAAAAGUCGUGUAUCGCGGGCUAUAACCGUACGUACACUCAGGACAAACAUUUUGGUAGUAAAUCCUAUGGCGUCAGUGCUAAAGAUGUUCAGAAGGAGCUCAUGACAAAUGGACCUGUGUCAGCUACAUUUAGUGUAUACAACGACUUUUUCUCAUACAAAACCGGUGUCUACCACCACGUGACCGGUGAGAUGAAGGGAGGU
This is a messenger RNA of Oppiella nova, 750 nucleotides long. The record is from the annotation of a GenBank genome assembly. NCBI's taxonomy places the organism in Eukaryota, Metazoa, Arthropoda, Arachnida, Sarcoptiformes, Oppiidae.